AUGAUAAAUUUAUUAAAAGAAAAUGGUUAUUAUAAAGAGGAAAAAGAAGACCCGAAUGGUCAUAACAAAAAUGAUAACAAAAAUGAUCUAAAUAUUGGGAACAUUAACAUGGUACCAACAUCAUUUCUAUUAUAUUUUUUAACUAUACAAAAUGAAUUAAUGAAUUCAAAAAUAAUUCCAUAUAAAAAAUAUUCUAAAGAAUUAUCAAUGGUGGCAACAAUAAAUUGGAGGAAAGCAGAUAAAGAAUUUAGACAGGCAUUUAGUCGAAUGACCAUAGAAUUGAAUCGUGAUGAAAGAUUUUUACAAAAAUGA
Messenger RNA from Diversispora eburnea, 312 nucleotides. The record is from the annotation of a GenBank genome assembly. NCBI's taxonomy places the organism in Eukaryota, Fungi, Glomeromycota, Glomeromycetes, Diversisporales, Diversisporaceae.